AUGGUGGCGUCAGAGCUCAUCACUGGAUUUCCGUUGCCCAGUACCGGAAGUUCAGCUGCGCUGGCAAGCUCUCAACAUCAGGAAGACGAAAAACUUUGGACUCGAAUUUUGUCCGAAGUAAGCUCAAAGUCGUCAUCGACCUUACAAGGCGGCACCCUCAUAAUUCUUGGUGAUAAUCAAUCUGGAAAGUCGUCUCUACUAGCUCGAUUGGAGAAAAACGAGAGUCAGGGCCAGCGUUCAGCUCUCGAGUAUCAUUUCUUGAAUGUACAGAACGAUUUCCGCGAUGGCAGCUACGCGUACCAGUUGGGUACCGCAGGUAACGAAAUGACCGAUCAACAAGCUGAUCGUAUUCUCGUGCAAGUGCGACGUCUAUGUCUUCAACUAGGCGCUGCCUUAAUCUAUACGAGUGCUAAGAAUGUGAAGAACAUCCAGGUGCUGUACAAGUACGUCGUACAUCGAGCUUUUGGAUUUCCCUUCACAAGCACAGCCCAGCUGAUUGAAAGAGACUCGGUGUUUGUGCCAGCUGGUUGGGAUGGAGAGAAGAAAAUAGAAAUCGUAAAGGCGAUUGUUGUGAGCAUAACGCUGCUUCAGGAGGGCUUACCUGAUGCUGAUGGUAUUCUGGAGCCAACAAGGGAAAAGCCAAUUAUCGUUAGAGAGCAGGUGGUUGAAGCAGAGGAUGAGCAGGCGUUUCUUCAACGUCUCGCUGCUGCUGAAAGUGCUGCACCAGCAGCGCAAAAGAAAACAAGCAUUUUGGAUGAUGCCACAGACAACAAAACUCCACUGUCAAGUUUCUUCUCGAACCUUCUGAAGGAUAAGCCGAACGUCGUGAAAACAUCUGUACCGCCGGUGGAUAGCGCUGUCCAACUGGAUCGCAUUCUCAAAAGUGCGACUGGACAACAAAGCCAGGGCCCUAAUGAAAGUUCUGCAUAA
Ostertagia ostertagi is the source of this 930-nucleotide messenger RNA. Lineage: Eukaryota; Metazoa; Nematoda; Chromadorea; Rhabditida; Trichostrongylidae. The record is from the annotation of a GenBank genome assembly.